This is a messenger RNA of Hypanus sabinus (Atlantic stingray), 4771 nucleotides long. RefSeq names its product ATPase sarcoplasmic/endoplasmic reticulum Ca2+ transporting 3 (gene atp2a3). The record is from RefSeq and is a predicted model, not a curated record. Gene Ontology annotation, cellular component: membrane. Gene Ontology annotation, molecular function: ATP binding; ATP hydrolysis activity; P-type calcium transporter activity. Lineage: Eukaryota; Metazoa; Chordata; Chondrichthyes; Myliobatiformes; Dasyatidae. The transcript has 21 exons. Bases 105 to 3125 code for a protein of 1006 amino acids. Gene Ontology annotation, biological process: calcium ion transmembrane transport; intracellular calcium ion homeostasis.
CCGAGCCAAACACACCUGCGGAUGCGCUGGGAGCGGGUGGAGUGCGGUGCCGCGUAUCAGAGUCCAGCUAAACGGCUGCUGAGAGCCGCCGGCGUGCAGGCAGCAUGGAGAAGGCGCACAGCAAGACGGUGGAAGAAGUUCUUGCCUACUUCGGCGUGAAUGAGAACACAGGUCUGAGCCCCGAGCAAGUGAAGCAGAAUCAGGAGCGCUGGGGGCUUAACGAGCUGCCAGCGGAAGAAGGGAAGUCCCUGUGGGAAUUGGUGUUGGAGCAGUUUGAAGAGCUUCUGGUGCGGAUCCUGUUGCUGGCUGCCUGUGUCUCAUUUGUAUUGGCUUGGUUUGAGGAAGAGAAAACCAUCACUGCUUUCGUGGAACCUUUCGUGAUCCUUCUGAUCCUGAUUGUGAAUGCUCUGGUUGGUGUGUGGCAGGAAAGGAAUGCGGAAAAUGCCAUCGAGGCUCUCAAAGAGUACGAACCCGAGAUGGGCAAGGUGUACCGGAUGGACAGGAAGGCCGUGCAGCGAAUCAAAGCUCGAGACAUUGUGCCUGGAGACAUUGUGGAAAUUGCAGUUGGUGAUAAAGUCCCCGCUGACAUCAGGAUCAUCAGCAUCAAAUCCACAACACUGCGAGUGGACCAGUCAAUUCUCACAGGGGAAUCUGUCUCUGUCAUCAAGCACAAUGAUCCCGUGCCUGACCCACGGGCUGUAAACCAGGACAAGAAGAAUAUGUUGUUUUCGGGAACCAAUAUCGCGGCUGGGAAGGCGCUGGGUGUUGUGGUGGCCACAGGGGUCAACACGGAGAUUGGCAAGAUUCGCAACCAGAUGGCGUCCACCGGCUGUGAGAAGACUCCUCUCCAGCAGAAGCUUGAUGAGUUUGGCCAGCAGCUGUCCAAGGUGAUAUCUCUCAUCUGCGUGGCUGUGUGGGUCAUCAACAUUGGGCACUUCAACGACCCCGUCCACGGCGGGUCCUGGGUGCGUGGUGCCAUCUACUAUUUCAAGAUUGCAGUAGCCUUAGCAGUGGCUGCCAUUCCUGAGGGGCUGCCUGCUGUCAUCACUACCUGCCUGGCCCUGGGUACCCGACGCAUGGCCAAGAAGAAUGCCAUUGUCAGGAGCCUUCCUUCCGUGGAGACGCUGGGCUGCACAUCAAUCAUCUGCUCCGACAAGACUGGCACGCUCACCACCAAUCAGAUGUCUGUCUGCAAGAUGUUUAUUGUUGAGUCGGUGACGGGGUCGAACUGUAAUCUGCAUGAGUUCAACAUCACAGGAUCAACCUAUGCCCCGGAGGGAGACGUACUGAUGGGGGACAAACCCAUUCAAACCAGUCAGUACGCUGGACUUGUUGAGCUGGCCACCAUCUGUGCACUGUGCAAUGAUUCCUCCCUGGAUUACAAUGAAUCAAAGGGUAUUUACGAGAAGGUUGGAGAAGCCACGGAAACAGCUCUGGUUUGCCUAGUGGAAAAGAUGAAUGUUUUCAACACCAAUCUCAAUGACAUCACUAAAGUAGAAAAAGCUACCUAUUGUAACAACACCAUCAAACAGCUGAUGAAGAAAGAUGUAACACUCGAAUUCUCCCGUGAUCGCAAGUCCAUGUCUGUUUACUGCUCUCCUGUCAAGCCCACAGAUGGAUCUGGUAACAAGAUGUUUGUUAAGGGGGCUCCUGAAGGAGUGAUUGAACGUUGCAAUUACGUCCGUUUCGGCACCACCAAGGUACCCCUGACCCCUCGAGUAAAGGAGAAGAUCCUGAGUGUGAUCAAGGAGUGGGGAACAGGACGGGACACCCUCCGCUGCCUGGCUCUGGCCACACGGGACAGCCCACCCAGGAGAGAGGACAUGAACCUGGAAGAUGCCUCCAAGUUCAUUCAGUAUGAGACUGACCUCACCUUUGUUGGCUGUGUGGGCAUGUUGGACCCCCCAAGAAAGGAAGUGGUGGACUCCAUCCAGAUGUGUGAGAAGGCUGGUAUCCGAGUGAUCAUGAUCACAGGUGACAACAAGGGCACCGCCAUUGCCAUUUGCCGGCGGAUUGGAAUCUUCGGUGAGAAUGAGGAUGUGUCCGAGAAGGCGUACACCGGCCGCGAGUUUGAUGACCUCUCCCUGGAGGAUCAGCGGGAAGCCUGCCGCGCCACACGCUGCUUUGCCCGAGUCGAGCCCUCGCACAAGUCGAAGAUCAUCGAGUACCUCCAGUCCUUUGACGAGAUCACAGCCAUGACUGGAGAUGGUGUUAAUGACGCCCCUGCUCUAAAGAAGGCUGAAAUUGGGAUUGCAAUGGGCUCAGGAACCGCUGUGGCCAAGACGGCAUCAGAAAUGGUACUGUCAGAUGACAACUUCUCUACCAUAGUGUCAGCAGUUGAGGAGGGUCGAGCUAUUUACAACAACAUGAAGCAGUUUAUUCGCUACCUCAUCUCCUCCAACGUGGGCGAAGUGGUCUGCAUUUUCCUCACUGCCAUCCUGGGCUUGCCAGAAGCACUGAUCCCAGUCCAGCUGCUCUGGGUGAACUUGGUGACCGACGGCCUGCCCGCCACUGCCUUGGGCUUCAACCCUCCUGACCUGGACAUCAUGAGCAAGCCCCCCCGAAAUCCCAAGGAGUCGCUCAUCAGCGGCUGGCUCUUCUUCCGCUAUAUCGCCAUUGGAGUUUACGUUGGCCUUGCAACCGUCGGAGCAGCUACCUGGUGGUUCAUGUACGACGACAGCGGUCCACAGGUCACCUUCAACCAGCUGCGACAUUUCAUGCAGUGCACCGCAGAUCACCCCCUUUACCAAGACAUCGAGUGCUCCACCUUUGAGUCACGUAUCCCCACAACCAUGGCCCUGUCAGUGUUGGUGACCAUCGAGAUGUGCAAUGCGUUGAACAGCCUGUCUGAGAACCAGUCCUUACUGAGGAUGCCACCGUGGGUGAACGUCUGGCUGCUGGGGACAAUCUGUCUGUCCAUGUCUCUGCACUUCCUCAUCCUCUAUGUGGAACCAUUGCCUCUGAUCUUCCAAGUGACUGCUCUGACUUGGCCACAGUGGGUGGUGGUCCUGAAGAUCUCUCUGCCCGUCAUCUUACUGGACGAAUCACUCAAAUUUGUGUCCCGUAACUACAUAGAGGAAGAAGAAGACAGCAAGUACAGGAAGAACAGGCACCUGAAGUUCUAGGAGCUGGUCGGCAAUUCCCACUCCUGGAGAGUCAUACACGUGAUGUCUACAUACUCCAACACAUGUUUGUUCUCUGUCAAGAGUGUGUGGCCAAACAUCUUGUGUUUUCCAGUUGUAGAUUUCCCUGUAUACUCAAGUGCAAUAACUGGACACCUGGUUUCUGUUGGAAAUAUGAGUGUGUGUGUGACAGUAAAGUGUCAACUGGACAUGUAACAGGUCUUUAGUAUUUGGCAGUAUGAUGUGCUGACUUGUUUUGUGGUUCCUGCUGACUGUAUGCCUUCCUCCUCCUCCUACUAAUCAUCAAAACAUUGGAAUCUCCCCUUAAGCUUCCACAAAGAACAGAAUCCACAUGUUGAGAGGAAACACAAAAGGCUACGUGGCACUAGAUUGGCUUUGGUUUGUUGUUUGUCGAAAUUACAGAGCUGAAGGGGCAGAAAAUUCAGACACAACAAAUCUGCCUCUUCUUGACCGAGGCUGUCCUUCCUUGAGUGAAAGGUAACAAAAUACAAAAAUUAAAAAAUAUCGCAGGAGCUGGAAAUCCGAAUUGAAGCCGUUGCUGUGGAGCACGAGACAGGUCAUGAGAAUUGUAAAGGUCAGAAGGUUUGACAGGGUCAGCUGGAGUUGGAAUGUGCCCAGAUUUCAGCAUCAUUUGGAUAUUGAACAGUCCCUUGUUAGGCGAAUCUGUAAAAUGUAAUCACUCCUAUUAUGGAGGGUUGAAUCACCAUGACAGUAAAAACAAGUUCAGGAGCAUUUAAGAUGUUACCAUUUUCUAAUGUCGUGGAUAAUUUAAAGGAGUGUUUGUUCAGCACUUGUAUCCAUUAACGUAGAAUGAAUACAAGUGGGAUUUCCAUCUAACAUGCAAGAUGCUGUACACCCUUUCAUUACCAUAGAUAUAUGGAACCACAUCACAACAGAAGGAAGAGCAGUCAAGCUGACUGUAACGAUCUCCCCUUACUGAAUGGAUAUUUUUGUGGUGUCAAACUACUAUCUUGGUCCUCCCUCACUGUGAGUGGACUACUAGCCACACUAAACACCAAGUUACUACCAUAACAUGCCUCAGGAACUAACAAACAAAGAGUUUCUACAGCUCACUCUGCACAAUUCACAACUUCCAAUUGAGUAUGAGACACAAAUUUUGGCAACGAAUGUAAAAUCACAGUUUAUGUGUUCUAAAUGAGCCACAUACUGUUCACUAAACAUUCCCUCCCAAUUUCUGCCACACACUCACUCCCAGUUUGUUCCCAAGGGGCCAGGUGAAAAGUUCCAGUAGUUUGUUUACUGUUGACUGUGGGGAUGAGAGGCAGAUAAUUUCCUGGGAAGCCCAAAGAGACCACAGAAAGACGGGCACCUCUCCUCCAUUACCCACUUUGUGAUUUAUGGGGUAACAUCAGAAGCAUGCAUGGGCUGUUGUUAUUGUAAUGAAAAUUACCUGUAUUUAAAGGGGUUAAAAAUAUUCUUUGAAAUGUUACAAAUUAUGAUGAUUUGGGUGGGUUGACCAGAUAUUGUCCUCAGUCUGUUGAUUUUCUUUAGGCUUUAGCUCUUUGAGUAUAGUGUAGUAUGUAGAAUGUGCAUUUGGUGACUGCGGGAAGCUGAGGCUUGCUUUGCAGGAGGAAUAGGAACAGAGGUACAAUGGUCGAUAUUUUCAC